AUGGCUAUAGUUGAAUCAGUAGGGAAUAUUCCUUUGCAAGACCCACCGGAGGAAGAGUUUUCGUCUGCUGAUUUGAGUUGGACCAAGUUUGGGAAUGCUGAGCAUCAUGAUGAGGUUGCUCUUAUUCCUUAUGAUAGAGUUGAUGCUUUUAUAAUUGGUGAGUCCUCUAAUGUAUUGUGCCCGACUCGGUUUCAUAUCGAAAGAGGAAGGAAACGAACUAUUGGCACCUUGAAGGAGUACAAGGAUGAUGAAUAUCUUGAGUAUAGGCUGUAUUGGUGCUCGUUUGGCCCAGAAAAUUAUGGAGAGGGUGGAGAGAUACUUCCUAGUCGGAGAUAUCGACUUAAUACCCGAAAUCGUGCUGCUAGACCUCAAUCAAUGCGUGGUUGUACCUGUCAUUUUGUUGUCAAACGUCUUUAUGCUCGUCCAUCACUUGCGCUUAUUGUAUAUAAUGAUCGGCGUCAUGUUAACACGUCUGGAUUUAUCUGCCAUGGGCCACUUGAUAGAGAUGCUAUUGGCCCAGGUGCCAAAAAAAUUCCAUACAUAUGCAAUGAAAUUCAGCAGCAAACAAUGUCCAUGAUAUAUCUCGGCAUUCCAGAAGAGAAUAUUUUGGAGAAACACAUUGAAGGAAUCGAGCGCUAUUGUGGUUCAAAUGCAAAAGCCAACACCCUUGCUUCUCAGUAUGUUCACAAGCUAGGCAUGAUUAUCAAGAGAUCUACUCAUGAGCUUGAUCUGGAUGAUCAAGCUAGCAUCCGAAUGUGGGUCGAACGCAAUCGGAAAUCUGUAUUUUUUCAUCAAGAUACUUCAGAGUCUGACCCUUUCAUCUUAGGAAUCCAAACAGAAUGGCAGUUGCAACAAAUGGUUCGUUUUGGUCAUCGCAGUGUUGUUGCAACAGACUCUUCCUUUGGUGUAAAGAGGCUUAAAUAUCCCUUGUUCACACUACUUGUUUUUGAUUCAAGACAACAUGCACUUCCUGUCGCAUGGAUCAUUACACGUAGCUUUGCAAAACCUGAUGUGUCUAAGUGGCUGAAAGCUUUAAUUGAUCGAGCUCGUAGUGUUGAGCCUGGAUGGAAAGUCAAUGGAUUUUUAAUUGAUGAUGCUGCAGCUGAUAUUGAUCUUUUGAGGGAUAUAUUUUGUUGUCCAGUCCUCUUUUCGCUAUGGCGCAUUCGUAGAUCAUGGCUAAGGAAUAUUGUUAGGAAAUGCAAUAAUAUUGAAGUUCGGCGGGAGAUUUUUAAGCGUCUCGGAACAUUAGUGUACAGCAUUUGGGGAGGCACUAAUACAUCAGUUGUUGCCUUAGAACAAUUUAUGUUGGAUUUUGUUGAUCAAACUGAUUUCAUGGAAUAUUUCAAAGUCUCCUGGCUGCCCAAGAUUGAAAUGUGGCUUUCGACAAUGAGAAAUUUUCCACUGGCAAGCCAGGAAGCUUCUGGAGCAUUAGAAGCCUACCAUGUUAAACUGAAAGCGAAACUUUUUGAUGAUUCACAUUUAGGAGCGCUGCAAAGAGUAGAUUGGUUAGUUCACAAAUUAACAACCGAGUUGCAUUCAAGCUACUGGCUUGAUCGUUUUGCUGAUGAAAGUGAUUCUUUCCAGAAUGUAAAGGAGGGAUAUAUUGCUUCUACAUCAUGGCACCGAGCACUUCAAAUUCCCGACUCUGCUGUCACCUUGGACGAUAAGAACCGGCUCUUUGCCAAAGUUGCGAGCCAAAAAGACAACAGCUUAGCACAUAUAGUGUGGAAUCCGGGAUCUGAAUUUUCAUCAUGUGAUUGUUCUUGGUCAUUGCAAGGUAACCUUUGCAAGCAUGUGAUCAAAGUAAACAUGAUUUGUGAAAAUCUUAAAGGUUGUCAACCAUCCAUGUCUUUUCGGUCAUUUGAAGAGGUUUUGAUGGAUCUAAGGAGAAAACCCGUCGACGACUCAUUUGAGUUGGAUGUGUCAUUGGCUUGGACCCACCAAAUACUGGAUCAUAUCCAAAAAUUUGUUGAAUUGAAUAAUUCUCCUGAUAUUGGUACUAUAGUUAAUAAUAUGCCUUUGAAAUGGGUUUCAAAGAGAGCUAGAACCUAUGUUGGCAAAAAUUCUUCAAUUUCGGCUGCUAUUCCUAGAAACCGCAACACAGAAAGUGUUGUUAUAUAUAAGAAGAAUCGGAAGCGGAAAAGAUUGUCACGACUAAGAUGA
Lathyrus sativus (Indian pea) is the source of this 2163-nucleotide messenger RNA. NCBI's taxonomy places the organism in Eukaryota, Viridiplantae, Streptophyta, Magnoliopsida, Fabales, Fabaceae. The record is from the annotation of a GenBank genome assembly.